UUUAUUCAGCGUCCCUCCUUAACACUGAGUUUUUUAUUCCCUCUAACAAAUGCCAGUUCUUUUUUUAAUUGUAUUUCUUAUUGUAGGUAUCAAUAGACAUCCAGAUUUCUCCCUCCCGUGCAUCCUCAUUUCUUUCUCCCUUACAGGCGACAGACAGAGGCAGGGAGAGAAAGCAGGCGCUGCCCAUAAAUUGCUUUAGAAAAAGAGAGCGGAGAGAAAGCGCUGGAGACACAGCAGAUGCAUUGACAGGAGCAGAGUUGAGGCUUUCCCCCUCCCCCUCCCUCCCUCCUCUCUCUUUUGUUGUGUCGGCACAGAUAAAAAUCGGAUGAGCGUGGGCAAGGACCACUGCCACCCCACUGCAAGCCAGUUUGCCAGUGCUGAAUCGCAGUGUGGAGCUGGUUGUUGCUGAAGGCUAACGGUGGGCUAGCAGGGGGCUGCGAGGCUCUGUGGCGGUGUGAAAAGGAGGAGAAAAAGGAGGAGGGGCUGUGGUGAGCUGGUGGGCUUCCUCUGCUUCACAGACACAUUUUAUUGACUUGCUAAUUGGAUGAGGCACUCGGAGGAGAGGAUGCGGUGACCGACAGGAGCUGCUCUCCAGGGGAGGGUUGCAGGCACAAGGCACCGUUGCUUGGGUUGCGUACAUCCAGCUACUUUCUAUAUUUCUUUCUUUAUUUAUUUAUUUUAUGGAGACAUAACAACAGAUGUUUUUCAGCAUCUCCCAGUGACCCUUACACCGUGCGCAUGUAAUUGUAUGCAUGACAUUGUCGAAUGAAGGCUUCAGCUGCCAGACGCUUCGUGACGAGUGAAUGAUAUCCAUUUUGAUGGUUUUUCACCCUGUUCCCUUUAACCCGUUUUUUUUCUUGGACUCACCAGCUGGAGCUUUUUUUUUUGUCAGCCUUGUUUGAUGUGCCAUUUGAUAUGAAUGGUGUCUUCAUCAAAUCAAAUCUACAAUGUGCUAUGGAUAUUCUACAGGGAAAAACAAUGAAGUCUUGUCCUGGUUGCCAUGACUGAAGUGUGCAAGUCUGGCUAGGUCAGAGAGCGGGUGCCGCUGUGCCGAGGUCUGCCGUCCCAAUGAGCAAAGCCGGCAACCCACAGAGACGCACCACCUACCUCAUUUCCCUCACUCUGGUGAAGGUUGAGGCUGUGCCAGAGGAUGUAGCAGGGAAUCAGAAGGAGGUUCUGCCAGAGGGGGAAGGGAGCCCAAAGAAAGAGGAGAAGGAGGAGGAGCAGGUGAGCAAUGUCCCUGAAAAGGAAGAAGGACUUGUAUGCACGGAAGUGGUGGAAAAAGGAAACCCACAGGUGGAAGAGGAAGCGGAACAGGUGCAGGUUAAAUAUGGCAGCCCCACUGGGAAUUGGGGGAAGCCUGAGAGGAGGGAAACUCACGGACACCAAAAAGACAAUGCACCAGUUGGUAAAGGCAAAGAGACAUCUUUUGUACAGCCACCUGUUAGGCAAAUGGUCAAAGUGUAUGGAGGAACUACCUCUGAGGGAGCUGUGCGCAGAGAAGGACCUCGCUCAGAUGCCUUGCGCCCUAAGACGGAGCUCUACAGAGAGCCCCCCAUGCUGUUCCUAAAGGGUCAAAAUGGAGCAGACCUGAAUAGUCGCUCUCGUUGCAGCCUUCCUUUCUCUGUGUCGCUGCAGUCCAGUCAGCAUCCUGAAGUCCUGAUGAGGUCACAUGCAGGAGGCAAUUCUGCAUGCUGGAGGGAACUCAGAGAAGCCAAUACAAGUCUGUAUCACUCUGCUAAGACUUUAGAUCGAAGGGAUAACCGUAUCGGGGAUCAGUCCCCCUUAAUGGCAGCUACAACUCUGGGGCCUUACAGGGCGUCCUGGGCCGACAGCAACGGCAGGGGCACGCUCAUCCGCCCCGGUGUUCCCAGCAGUGGAGGGUUUUCAGGCAUAAUGGCCAGGGAGAGUCCUCAAGGGGAGAGAUUGAAGACAGUUUCUGUUUCCUUGCCUGCACCUCCUGCUACAGAUUUGUCCAGGCCUCAAAGAAAAGGUACAAAUCGUACUCUGGACAACAGCGACCUACAUUCCCCCUCUGAGGACUUGAAGAAGGGGAAGGAGGGCCAGGGAGGGACAGUCUAUCGAGCUCCUCCCCGUGACCGCAAGAUGCUCAAGUUCAUUAGUGGGAUUUUCACCAAAAGUGCAGCUGUACCACCCAGUGUCAAUGCUGCAGCUCCCCUCUAUCCAGCCGUGGAGAGAGGCUCAAGUGAGGAGGAAGCUGCAUGUACCAGCAGCCAAGAAUGGACCAUGAGCCAAACUGUACAGGAGCUUCACCUGGGUGUUCUGGGAGGUCUCUGCAGUGGGAAGUCUGCUCUGGUCCACAGACACUUGACAGGAAGUUACCUGCCAGUAGAGAACGCUGAGGGGCGUCAGUACAUUAAGGACGUCCUGGUUGACGGACAGAGCCACCUAUUGAUAAUCAGGGAAGAGACAGAGCUCCCAAGUGCUCAGUUUGCAAGUUGGGUGGAUGCAGUUAUCUUGGUCUUCAGUUUGGAAAAUGAGGCCAGCUUCCAGGAAGUUUACAAACUCUAUCACCAGCUUGCAAUCCACCGGCCUGUCACUGAGAUACCUUUCAUAGUAGUUGGCACUCAGGAUAAGAUCAGCAGUACCAAUCCCAGAGUAAUAGAUGAUGCCAGGGCUAGACAGCUGUGCUCAGAUGUGCGGCGCUGCACUUACUAUGAAACCUGUGCGACCUACGGCCUCAAUGUGAACCGAGUCUUUACUGAUGCUGCUCAGAAGAUCAUGGCAGCCAAGAAGCAAGCUGCUCUACUGGCCUCCUGUAAAUCUCUGCCUAACUCUCCAAGUCAUUCUGGAGGCUCCACCCCAGUGUCAGGAGUCUUUCCAGGGCAGGCCAGUAAUGGUGGUCAGAGCAGUGAUUACUCCUCAUCACUUCCUUCCACUCCUGUAAUUAGCCAUAAAGAGGUUAGCAGGACAGCGAGAGGGGAAAAACAGGACAGUGCCAUACCUGGGUCAGUUCGCAGUGCCACCCGAAGACGCACCCCUCGAUUUGUGGGUCGGAGAGGCAGCGACUCAAACAGAAGGAGUGCGGACUAUAAAGGAGAUCUGGGCAGCGGACGCUCCAUUCCCAUCAAACAGGGCAUCUUGCUGAAGCGCAGUGGGAACUCACUCAACAAGGAGUGGAAGAAGAAGUAUGUCACACUGUCCAACGACGGCAUCCUGUCCUAUCACUCCAGUGUCAAUGACUACAUGCUGAAUACCCCGGGGAAAGAGAUGGACCUGCUGAGAGUAACGGUAAAGGUGCCAGGAAAGCGGCCACCUCGCGCUGUACCUGCCUGUGGCCCCCCAGCUGGACUCAACGGGCGGGUCAAAGAUGUGCUGGGACCUGAGGGUGUCGGCCCAGUCCCUGUAAGUGCCAGUAGCCUCCUGCAAGUGGAAGAAAUGGAAGGGCUGGGCGGGCCACUAUUCCUGAGGAGCAACAGAGGGGCGCAGCUAUGUCCUUCCAUAGCAACUAACCAUGCUCAAAGUAUUGACUCUGCAGUUGAGGGAGUUUCUAGUUCGUCCUCCACCAAAGAUGUAGGCUCCGCCUCCCCUCUGACCGACAGGAAGAAGCAUCGCAGGAAGAAGAGCAUGAACCAGAAAGGAGAUGCAACCAUAGGCCAAGCAGAUGCCAAGCGGAAAAUGUGGAAACUUAAGAGCUUUGGUAGCUUAAGAAACGUAAGCAAAACAGAUGAGGAUAACUUUGACUUCCUCAUUGUGUCAAGCACUGGCCAGAUGUGGCACUUUGAAGCCCAGAAUGUGGAGGAGAGGGACUCCUGGGUCCAAGCAAUCGAGAGCCAGAUCCUAGCCAGCCUGCAGCUGUGUGAGAGCAGCAAAAACAAGGCUCGGAGGAACAGCCAGAGUGAAGCAGUGGCACUACGGGCGAUCCGCAAUGCAAAGGGCAACAACUUCUGUGUUGACUGCGAUGCUCCAAAUCCGACCUGGGCCAGUCUGAAUCUCGGUGCUCUCAUAUGCAUCGAAUGCUCUGGGAUCCACAGAAACUUAGGCACCCACCUGUCACGUGUUCGCUCGCUGGACCUUGAUGAUUUGCCAUGUGAGCUCACGCUCGUUCUCAGUGCCAUUGGCAACCACAUGGUCAACAGUAUAUGGGAGGCAUGCACGCUGGGCCACCGCAAACCUGCACCUGACGCAUCACGAGAAGAGCGGGAGUCGUGGAUCAGAGCCAAAUAUGAGCAGAAACUGUUUGUGGCACCGUUGCCUCCUCCCACUUCCAGCGAGGGCCCAGAUCUCACUCUGUCUGGCCGCCUUCUGUUGGCAGUGAUGGAGCACAACCUCCCCAAGCUUCUGCUCCUUUUGGCCCACUGCACUAAAGAGGACAUUAAUGCCCCUGUCAGCCUGGCGCUCUCCUCCAGGUCACUCUUAGCACUGCGGCUGCCUGGCUCAGCCCUGCAUGCUGCCUGUCAGCAGGCUGAUGUGGUGAUGACCCAGCUUCUUAUUUGGUAUGGCUGUGACGUUCGGCAUCGGGACGCUCAGGGGCACACGGCGCUGGCUCUGGCUCACAGCGCUGGCAGCCAGGAGUGUGUUGACAUCUUGCUCCAGUACGGAUGCCCGAGUGAAGCGCCCCCCUCUGUCGCCACAACAGUUGGUUUCGCAGCAGCUGCAACAACCAGCUUCCCUGUUGCCAUGGCGCCCAGUCAGACAGUUGCCACAACACUCAAGAUCUCACACAAGAGCGGCGGCACCAGUGUGUGUGUGUGA
Monopterus albus (swamp eel) is the source of this 4716-nucleotide messenger RNA. Its product is annotated as arf-GAP with GTPase, ANK repeat and PH domain-containing protein 1-like. Gene Ontology annotation, molecular function: protein binding; GTPase activity; GTP binding. Gene Ontology annotation, cellular component: nucleus. Lineage: Eukaryota; Metazoa; Chordata; Actinopteri; Synbranchiformes; Synbranchidae. Gene Ontology annotation, biological process: activation of GTPase activity; negative regulation of neuron apoptotic process. Bases 1069 to 4716 code for a protein of 1215 amino acids. The record is from RefSeq and is a predicted model, not a curated record. The transcript has 20 exons.